UGUUGACUGUGGGAAAGAAGAAGCAUGUACUUGAUCAAAUGAAGAAUAAACCUAAUUAGGAUGCCAACUCCCGCUGCAAAACGACUCUACACACAGGCACCCGAACCUGUAUCAGAGCCUGUGCAAACAGCAACAAUUGUUGUUAUUCAACCUGGAUCUUACAACCUAAGAAUUGGUAGGGCUGCAGAUGGAUUGCCUAUCACUAUUCCACAUUGUAUUGCUCGUAAGAAGAAAGAUCCCAGUAAACCGCUCAAGUCUACUCCAUGGAUUCUUCGUCCAGAAUGCCAGCAUCCAGAAAGUAAACACCAGCAAAGACAAGGGCUGAAGCAGGCAGAGGAAGCUCUGGCCUACAAACCAACGUCAACUGGGGAGUACAGGCAGCCUACGUCACACAAACUGCUGUAUUCUCACAAUAGUAAUGUCCGUGGACAGUUGACAGAAGUCAUUUGUCCUCACAAGUGGACACCCAUUAACCAGAGUUCACCCUAUAUAAUAGGAGAAGAGGCAUUAUAUUUGAACCCUGCAGACAACUAUCACCUUCACUGGCCAAUGCGAGGGGGACACUUGAACGUACACGAUGGACCAGGAGGAACACUGACCGCCGUCAUGGCUGAUAUUGAGACAAUAUGGGGCCAGGCCAUACAGACACUGUUGGAUAUACCUCUAAAAGAUCUCAAGCUGUAUAAAGCCCUUCUCCUGAUACCAGAUGUAUACAUCCAUCAACAUGUAAAACAUAUGAUGGAUAUUCUACUGGAGAAGCUUGGUUUUGGAGCAGCUGUCAUACACCAGGAGUCUGUGUGUGCUACGUUUGGUGCUGGUGUUGGCAGUGCCUGUGUGGUAGAUGUUGGGGACCAGAAGACCAGUGUGUGCUGUGUGGAGGAUGGAAUAUCUCAUAAAAACACCAGAAUAACGAUGGAGUAUGGAGGAAGUGAUAUCACAAGAUGUUUCCAUUGGUUACUUGGGAAGUCUGGUUUUAGCCCACGUGAACUUGACCCUAGAAAUACAAUAGAUGGACUGUUGCUGCAAGAGUACAAGGAAUCAUACUGCCAUCUAGACCAAGACAACUUUGGAGUGAAAGACAGAUCAAUUUUAAUACGGAAACCAGAACAGAAUAUCAUCAAGUAUGCCAUGAAGUUUGGAGAUGAGACAAUACUGGCUCCAAUGAGUGUGUUUUUCCCAGAUAUGCUGGGUCUACAGGGUUCUAAUCUCAUCCAUGUCCAGAGUCGAUCAGAUGGGGACCCACAGGACCCACAUGAUGAGUUCUUCCUUCGCCAGACCACAUCAAGGGAGGCAAAGUUGGCAAAGAAAAAGGACAAUACUGAGAUGAGUCGAGACAACUCUGAGGCGAAUCUAGGUCAGCUGGAUGAUACACAGGCCCAGCAACAGAUGGACGAGGACUCCAAUGAUGCUCCGGACAAUCUCCAAGUUACUGGGGACAUCAACAAGGGCACAAGGCGACUGGACAUUGAAGAGGAGCAGGAGAUGGAAUCUGAACCGGUGUUACAACUGAUGGGAGUUGACCAGGCUAUCCUACAGAGCAUUGACAGAUGUGGGAGUGAUGAGGUGAAGAAAAAGAUGUACAGUUGUAUAAUUGUGGUCGGAGGUGGGAUGAUGUUUGAGGAGGCCCAGCAGUGGCUACAGUACCGUGUCUGGGUGGGCAUGCCUCCCCAGUACAGACUCAUGUUGGAGACCAUGGAUGUCCUCACACGACAGAAGGACAUGGACCCAACACUCACGUGUUGGAAAGGAGCAUCUGUUUUAGCCUGCCUAGACACCACUCAGGAACUCUGGAUCAAACAACACGAGUGGCGUCAAUUCAGCGUGCGCAUGCUGCGGGAGAGAGCUCCCUUCAUGUGGUGAUAGCAUACAGGUUCCAUUCCAAGGACAGAUAAAAUGAUGCAGCAUCUGUGUGCCAGAUGAAAUCCCAAAAGACACCAUCAGACAUCUGAGUUCAUUGCAUUGGGAAAGCUGGAGAUACCGGAUUCAAUUAAUGAUCAGUGAAUAUCUUAAGAUCUGAUCAGUGAAAGGACUGAUUCAUGUCGAGGACUAAUCAGGAUUCCUGUUUGUUGUAACUGUUUUAUUGAAGUUAAACUCUAAAUAUGGUGCUAGUAAAACCUCUCACUCAAGGUUUAUAUAUAUGGUACCUAGAGCAAAAGUAGAUUUCUAAACAUCAAUAUCAAUGUACUGAAUUUGGUAGAAAAGAAAACUCUUGGCAUCUCCUUAAUACAAGGAUACAAUAAUGAUUUGCAAUAUUUUACUGGAAAAUGAAGUAAUUAAAAUCAGUGUAUCAGAGAGUUAGUCUCAACAUACAGCUGUAGUACAAUUUCUAUUUAUUUGUCAUUAAUGACCGAUGUAUUGCACAAUUCCAUACAUGUACAUAAAAAUCAAGAGCUGUUAAAAUGAUGGUAAGUUGGUAGGUAAAGUGCUAGAGCUCUCAUUUCAUAUUACAGUAUUUCAUUUUGGUAUCCUUGAGGAAUUUAACCAUUUCAUAUAAUCUCUAGUUCUUUAUUCCAAUGCCAUUACACAGUAUAAUGUAUGGUAUAUUAAGACUAAUAAGUUCUUAACAGUAUGCUAUCUAAGGUAUAUCAUAUAAUUAUUGUAUGUAAGAGUGAGUGUUAGUUUUGUGACCAGAUAUGAGAAAUGUAUUAAAUGUGUGCUAUGGUUGGAAAUGUUUGAAAGGAAGUACAUGUAUGACAAAUUUGAAUGAAGAUGUCAGUUAUGAGUGUAAUAAAAAUAUGAAAACAAAAUUA
Molecule: messenger RNA, 2750 nt
Organism: Pecten maximus
Lineage: Eukaryota; Metazoa; Mollusca; Bivalvia; Pectinida; Pectinidae
Product: actin-related protein 8-like
Exons: 12
Coding region: 61-1860 (599 amino acids)
Biological process (GO): double-strand break repair; regulation of DNA-templated transcription
Cellular component (GO): Ino80 complex
Source: RefSeq, a predicted model, not a curated record